AUGGCGCUGCCGAUGUUCCUGUGCGACCGGGCCUCGUCAUAUGGAAGAUUCCGCGGAAAGGACAUUACGAUGUCGGUGCUGCAGCCAAGCCAAGCACAGCGUAUCUCGUACGAGUUGCAUCAAGGGUCCAAAUUUCGUUGCUCCAUGAUUCUCGCUUUCAGCCCCCCCUUGUUAAGCGAUUGCACAUGGCUCGAUGGACAUUGCGAGGGCAUCAGUUGCCACGAAGACGGCGCAGCUGAGUUGCGUGGACAUUGGUACAUACUCCAGCUCCAGAUAUCACCGGACUCGUACUUGUAUGCCAAUGGUCUACGAUGGCUGUCGCCAGUGCGGCCCAUCCAAGUCCAGGGGGACCCUGAACUCGCCUGCAAGUACCUGCGACUGGCCAGCAGUGGCGAGUUUGGAGGGCUUUUGGGCGUAGAGGAUACAUGGAUGUGGUGCGGGAGUGGGUGA
Messenger RNA from Trichoderma citrinoviride, 450 nucleotides. RefSeq lists its product as hypothetical. The coding region runs from base 1 to 450 and encodes 149 amino acids. The transcript has 5 exons. Lineage: Eukaryota; Fungi; Ascomycota; Sordariomycetes; Hypocreales; Hypocreaceae. The record is from RefSeq and is a predicted model, not a curated record.